AUGAAGGUAGUAGCAACUUUAGCGCUUCUGCAGUUGUAUAUUUCUGCAACAGCGAAAGUUUCGGGUAAUGUCUCAACCGAAACGGCCCUGUCAGCUUCACCGGGUGACAUCGUUGUACUUCCGUGUUACACAGCAGGUAAAGUAACACCGGUAGUAACGACAUGGACCAAAAAUGGACGGGAAAUCGUUACAGGCGGAGAUCCCACUCGGCGCCUCAUUGUGAACCCUAAUGGGAGUUUGAACAUCAACGGGACGAUGCCUGGAGAUGAGGGGAAUUACCUGUGCAACUCCACACUACCUGACAACAGCUCCUUCCUGGCACGUGUGCUGCUUCAAGUAACAAGUGGACCAGAAAAUGUGUCUACAUUCAUCAGUCCUGCCACUGCACUGUCCAAUGGGACACUUUACACAUAUCGGGGUUCAUCCGUUACUUUAAGGUGCUCCGGCUCCUCUUACCCAUCUCAGCACCUGACCUGGGCCUUCAGAGGUGACUCGUCAAGCAACGACUCGCUGGUUUCGGGCUCUGGAUCGUCCCUGGAAUUCACCAUACAAAACAUUCAGCCCAGCGCUCAAGGAGUUUACAGCUGCAGGGCCCACAACCCUGUUUCAAAUGUGACAGUAAACAGUAGCACGGAGCUGCUAGUGUACUAUGUCUCAGACAGACACCCUGAGUGUAAAUGGACACUGACACAGAACAUCUCUCUAGUCCAGUUCACCUGCACUUGGUUGGAAGUUUAUCCCACCCCAAAGCUACGCUGGGAUACGGGACCAUUCCAGGUGGCGGACAGCCUCAAUGUUACGAUGAGCCGCUCCACGCUGUCAGACGGGCAGACCGUGAACUGCACAGCCCAGCCCCAGCACCUCGGCCCAGAAAAAGAGAAGUCGUGUUCGUUUAUCCUCAAGCUUCCCUUCCCCGAAGGCGAACCAAUGGUCUCUGCUCUGGAGGCAAGCAACGUAACACUUACAUGCACUGAGACCACGUCCAAGCCCCCUGCAAUCACCACAUGGAGAAAGGGAUUACAGCUGGACUACAUUGAAUCUGGAUCAAAAUACAUCCUGUCUUUGGAAGGCCCGGUCUUCAAGCUGACCAUAGUAAACGUCACUAAGGAGGACGAAGGCUUCUAUUUCUGCCACAGUGAGAACCCGCUCGGACUACGCGAGCUGGAAGUGGAGCUCACUGUGAAGACAGCCUCUUCCGCGUACACAGGAGCGGUCAUCGGCAUAUUUAUAGCAGCACUGAUUGUGGGGUCAGCUGUCAUCAUAGCCAAAAUUGUCUACAACAGCAGAGACCGGAUUUGCCUGGGUAAUUUUUUUUUCUUUUCACAAGACGGUGGAGACGUUCUGAGUCUGGUGGAGUCGGAUGACGAACAAGUCUUCCAAGAUGCAGUUCCCCGGCUGCCUCCAAUAACCAACGGACAUCACACAACACUUGUGCAGAUACAUCGAAUCCCAUCGAGUGAUCACGAGGAUGCAGAAACUGCUGACACAAGUCCACAGCAGCAGGAGGAUACCGUACAGACGGAAGAGCCAGCGGAACUUGUAGAAUUUUAGGUAUUGGGGAUUUUUUUUAGAGCAAUGUUUAGUUUUAGGUAAAUUUACUCC
Molecule: messenger RNA, 1602 nt
Organism: Pelmatolapia mariae (spotted tilapia)
Lineage: Eukaryota; Metazoa; Chordata; Actinopteri; Cichliformes; Cichlidae
Gene: vsig10
Product: V-set and immunoglobulin domain containing 10
Exons: 8
Coding region: 1-1551 (516 amino acids)
Cellular component (GO): neuron projection
Source: RefSeq, a predicted model, not a curated record